Molecule: messenger RNA, 571 nt
Organism: Myripristis murdjan (pinecone soldierfish)
Lineage: Eukaryota; Metazoa; Chordata; Actinopteri; Holocentriformes; Holocentridae
Product: myelin-oligodendrocyte glycoprotein-like
Exons: 3
Biological process (GO): T cell receptor signaling pathway; regulation of cytokine production
Cellular component (GO): external side of plasma membrane
Molecular function (GO): signaling receptor binding
Source: RefSeq, a predicted model, not a curated record
GUCCUUGGGGGAGAAGACUAACUUAGCUGCAGGCAACCUUCAACACUCGACAUGUAACAUGAUUUUUUAAUUAAAAAGUGAAUUACCGACCAUAUCUAGCCAUCUGAAAACUUCUGCUGAUUUGAUAAUGGAUUGGAGUCUAAUCUGGAUUUUGGUGAUAAUUUUCUCGCUUGGCCUCCCGCUCGCCGGACAAGACUAUGAGAUUAAAUCUAUCGAGGAAGUGAGGGCUGUAGUUGGCGAAAAUGUCACUCUGCCAUGUCAAACCGAACCCCCGAAAGAUUUGCAAUCUCUGACAGUGGAGUGGAAAUACAACGAGAGCUUUGUCCACCAUUACAGAACCGGACAGGAUGAUCAUGAUGAACAGCACCAGCAAUACAGACACAGAACGAUCCUCUCCCAUGAGGACCUGGUCAAAGGAAAUCUGUCACUGAAACUACUCCAUGUACAGCUGAGCGAUCAAGGAAACUACACCUGCAGGGUUGUGAAGCUGUCAAAAAAUGCAACGUUCACCAGCGGUCAUGUGUCCCUCAUUGUGUCAAACACAACAGAGGACAAAAACAACGGGUCAGCG